Molecule: messenger RNA, 2084 nt
Organism: Sus scrofa (pig)
Lineage: Eukaryota; Metazoa; Chordata; Mammalia; Artiodactyla; Suidae
Gene: FBXW9
Product: F-box and WD repeat domain containing 9
Molecular function (GO): protein binding
Source: RefSeq, a predicted model, not a curated record
GCAGGGACCGAACCCGCAACCUCAUGGUUUCUAGUCGGAUUCGUUAACCACUGCGCCACGACGGGAACUCCCAGUGUCACUUUUGAGAAGUGCCUUCGAAAGGGCUGUUUUUCAAGCCAGUGUCCGCUGGCCCUCUUCGGUAGCACUAUCAGAAAUACUUGCUUAAAAACCGGAGGAAACAGGACUGCAUUUCCCAGUCCAAGCCAGGCGCAGCUGGAGAAGAAGACACCCUCAGCAAGCUGACUUCUACUACGCAUCCAGUCUCCCCGCGAGCCGAUCGCUUCCGGUUGGCGCCGUAUCGUCAUUAGGUAGCGCCGGAAGUGCCCUCGCGCUGCCUAGGAGACAGGACGCUUGCCCAGCCGCUGACAGGGCCCGGCGGGCCGCGCCCACCCGGUCGCCAUGGAGCUGCCUCCAGGGCCGCGCGACGAUCCUUGCGCCUGGGACGAUGACUCUGACCUGGAGCUGGAGCCUGACCCAGACGCGCAGGCCGAAGCUUACGUGGCCCGCGUGCUCAGUCCUCCGAAACUCGGGCUGGCGCCCCCGCGCACCCCUCCGCUGCCGGCUCCCGCCGUGUCUCUUGGCGCUCUGGAGCCGCGGGCCGCGUCCAAGGGCCCGGCUGUGGCGGUUCCGGGCCUGUUGAGCCUCCCCCCGGAGCUGCUGCUCGAGAUCUGCGCCUACCUCGACGCGCGCCUUGUGCUCCACGUCCUGCCGCUCGUGUGCCACACGCUGCGCGACCUCGUGCGUGACCAUGUCACCUGGAGGCUACGCGCGCAGCGCCGCGUACGCGCGCCCUACCCAGUGGUGGAAGGGGAGGACUUUGAUUGGCCGGCGGCCUGCAUUGAGCUGGAGCAGCACCUGUCCCGUUGGGCAGAGGAUGGUCGCUGGGCUGAGUACUUCUGCCUGGCUGAUGGGCACUUUGCUUCCAUUGACUCAGUGCUGCUGAUCCAGGGUGGGACACUUUGCCUUUCGGGCUCCCGAGAUCGCAAUGUCAACCUGUGGGACCUGCGGCAGCUGGGAGUGGAGCCCAGCCGGGUUCUGGUUAAGGCCCUGGGCUCCCAGAAGAACAGCACGCACAAGGGCUGGGUGUGGUCGCUGGCAGCGCUGGACCACCGAGUGUGCUCUGGUUCAUGGGACAGCACAGUGAAGCUCUGGGACAUGGCGGCUGACGGGCAGCAGUUCGGGGAGAUAAAGGGCAAGGCAGCAGUGUUGUGCCUGUCCUACCGGCCUGAUAUCUUGGUGACCGGAACCUAUGACAAGAAGGUGACCAUCUACGACCCCAGAGUCGGCCCAGCCCUGCUAAAGAGCCGGCGGUUGCACUCAAGCGCAGUGCUGGCGCUGCUGGCGGACGACCGGCAUAUCAUCUCGGGCAGUGAGGACCACACGCUCGUGGUGUUCGACCGCCGAGCCAACAGCGUCCUGCAGCGGCUGCAGCUGGACUCCUACCUGCUCUGCAUGUCCUACCAGGAGCCUCAGCUCUGGGCAGGCGAUAACCAGGGCCUGUUGCAUGUCUUCGCCAACCGCCACGGCUGCUUCCAGCUCGUCAGGUCCUUUGAUGUGGGCCACAGGUCUCAGAUCACAGGGAUCAAACACUCCCUGGGGGCCUUGUACACCACAUCCACCGACAAGACCAUCCGGGUACACGUGCCCACAGACCCACCAAGGACCAUCUGCACUCGAAGCCACCACAACGUGCUGAAUGGGAUCUGCGCUGAGGGCAACCUGGUGGUGGCCGCCUCUGGAGGCCUGUCACUGGAGGUCUGGAGGCUGCAGGCCUGAGGAAACGGAUGUGGAUGGAUGGGAUCUGCUGGCCAGCAGGCUGGGCCGUGGAUUCUCUUCUGGGGGAACUUCCCCCAUGCUGGUGCUGCCUCUGUCCCACCCACAGGCCUAGGGAACCCAGGGUUCUGGCCACAGUCGGGUGUGGGGGGUCCCUGGGCUGGGCAUCCCCAGGGGAGGUGAGGUUUGUGUUCCAGCCCACCCAGGGGGCUGCUCCGCUCCCCACCCUCAGGUUCUGUUUUUGUUAGGAUUUGGAUGCCUGCUUUCCCUGGAGCGGAGGAGAAAUAAAGUUGAUAUACUGGUGCUCUGGC